GCUGUCCAGAUCUUUCCCGUCGCUCUCCUAACAGCGGCUCUUUGCUUGUUGGGGUGCACAUCCUGAAUCGGGCUUCCGACAUGCGUCCUGAAUCUUCUCGAGGGAUGCACUAUGCAGAAUGGUUGGUGUGUUCUGCGCGUACUAAUGCAUUCUCGUACACAGUUCGACCUGUUCGGUUGUCAGUUCUUGACCAUCAGCGAGCAUAACUACUCUGCCUUACGACUACUACGACUUUCCUCGGACCGCCUGCUUCACAGGACCGAACCCGGUUUUGUUCAGGUUCUUUCGGCUGUCACAUGUUCAGUAUUUAUACCAGACCACUUCUUUUGGGCGUUGGCUACAGGCAGCACUAUAUCCACGGACUUUGUCACAAAUUUAAUCAGUACAUUUCAAGCAUAUUUCAGACUGAAACGACCAAGCAUAAGUUUUGAGGACGGUUACGGUCCAAAGGCACGGCUGACGGGUCACAACCUCUUUACUGUAACCUCCCGUAUAGUACACCUUCACUUAGCACGUCGUCAUUCGUCGGUCUCGCAGACCGAACGCAAUAAUCGUUUGCAGCAGGAUGGCGCAGGAAUGUAACAGCAGCCCACCUGUCAGCAGAACCCCUCAUGAUCAUCGCAAUCUGACUCUUGUAGGAGCUGAGCGAGGAUUUUGUGUGCAAACGUAUGCUCACUGACAAUCAUGCCAGACAAAAGCAAAAAAA
Molecule: messenger RNA, 706 nt
Organism: Didymella exigua CBS 183.55
Lineage: Eukaryota; Fungi; Ascomycota; Dothideomycetes; Pleosporales; Didymellaceae
Exons: 1
Coding region: 112-582 (156 amino acids)
Source: RefSeq, a predicted model, not a curated record